UCUUUAGGGCCUAGUGGUAUACCGUUGUUGAUUUUGGGCUAUAAUGUAUAAAACUAUAUUACUUGAGGGGAAUAUAGGGUCAGGAAAGACAACCUUUAGUCAUUAUUUGAAGCAAUCUCAGAUAGCGAACAGACUCUCAAUACAUAAUGAACCUAUAGAAAAGUGGAGGGACCUAAACGGCCUUAACUUAUUAAAAGCCUACUAUAGGAAACCUGAUAAGAGAGCCUUUUUAUUUGAAAGUUAUGUUGCACUUACAAUGAUUGACCAUCACAGAGCAUUGCCUUGUGACGGGACAGACAUUAAGGUUAUGGAGAGAUCGUAUUUCUCCGCGAUUCGCGUGUUCAAACCCACACUUGUUGAUCAACACCUCAUGACUAACUAUGAAAGUGAGGUAUUCGAUGCUAUAGUUAAUGAACAGUUAUCUCAAUAUGCGGACGCCUUGAAAUACGAUCUGGUAGUUUAUAUCGAAACCCCUAUAGAUAAACUCACAAACAAUAUAUAUUGUCGAGCGCGGGCCGAGGAAAGUGGUUACAUACGUGUCCCUUACCUCCUUGAGCUUAAUCACUAUUAUAAUCAAUGGUUAGAAAACCUACCAGAGAAUAUACCGGUUAUUAAGGUUAUGAAUAAUUCAACAAGAAAACAAUUAGAGUUAAUGACCCCUACUUAUGCCGAGUCCAUUGUCAGAGCACUUGACAUUUAAAAGGUUGUGGGUAGGCGACCCGUGUGACGGCACUGCUGGGCGUCCGCGUUACAACCUAAAAAUGUUAGAUGCAAUUUGUAGGUAGUAUUGUGUAUGGUAUUGUAUGUGUGUGUGUGUAUA
Molecule: messenger RNA, 820 nt
Organism: Oppia nitens
Lineage: Eukaryota; Metazoa; Arthropoda; Arachnida; Sarcoptiformes; Oppiidae
Product: deoxynucleoside kinase-like
Exons: 1
Coding region: 44-700 (218 amino acids)
Biological process (GO): nucleobase-containing compound metabolic process
Cellular component (GO): cytoplasm; mitochondrion
Molecular function (GO): deoxynucleoside kinase activity; ATP binding
Source: RefSeq, a predicted model, not a curated record